GCGCGGCUUCGACGUCUCUGUCUUUCCUGCCCAAUGUCCCACAGAGUAGGCUGAGCCACCACGUGUAUGCGUUAGAUAUUUCGUUACUCGUUUCCAAACGUCCAGUUCCUUGUGUUUCGUUGAAGCACACAGCAGCACCAUGGUGAAAUUAGCAAAGGCAGCAAACAAGCAAGCAACUCAGAAGAAAAAAGCCCCCCCACCCCCCAAAGAAGUGGAGGAGGAAUCUAGUGAGGAGGAGAGCAGUGAUGCGGAAGAGACUCCUGCACCUAAAGCUGUGAAGAAGGCCACACCAGCAAAAGCGGCUCCAGCAGUUAAAAAUGGAGCUUCUGCCAAAAAAGCAGAAAGUGAGGAUGAUGAUUCAGAGGAGGAAUCUGAAGAAGAGGCCCCACCACCAAAAAAGACACCUUCAAAGGCUAAACCCACACCAGCCAAGGCAACUCCUGCAAAGGCUGAAGAGUCAGAUGAUGAUGACGAUGACGAGUCCGAAGAAGAGGCCCCACCACCCAAGAAAGCCGGUAAAGCUGCCAAGCCCCCAGUGAAGGCUAAACCUGCAAAGGAGUCAUCUGAAGAAGAUGAAUCAGAAGAAGAGGCCCCAGCCCCCAAGAAGGCUACUCCAGCUAAACCAGCUGCCAAAAAAGCGGCAAAGGCUGCAGAGGAGUCUGACGACGAAGAUGAAGAGGAUGACUCCGAAGAAGAGAUGGACACCACUCCUGCUCCAGCGAAGGCAAAAAAAGCAGGCAUGGUUAAGGCAAAGGAAGAUUCUGAGGAGGAUGAAGACGAUGAUGAUGAUGAUGAGGAAGAUGAUGAUGAGGAAGAUGACUCCCCAGCGACCCCCGCUAAGAGGAAGGCCGAUAGCAAGAAGGACACACCUGCUGCCAAGAAAGCAAAGGCAGAAGGCGAAGGUUUCUGUCUUUUUGUUGGAAACUUGAACACCAACAAAGACUUUGACGAAAUCAAAGAAGCCAUGAGGAAAUUCUUUACCAAGAACAGUCUUGAUGUCGCUGAUGUUCGAUUGGGUGGAUCAAAGAAAUUCGGUUAUGUGGAUUUUGCAUCGGAGGAGGACAUGCAGAAGGCACUAGAGCUCAACGGCAAGAAGUUCAUGGGUCAGGAGCUGAAGUUGGACAGGGCCCGAACCAAAGAAAGCUCACAGGAUGGCAAGAAAGAGAGGGAUGCACGGACACUGUUUGUGAAAAACCUCCCCUUCUCUGCGACAACUGAUGACCUGAAGGAAGUCUUUGAAGAUGCAGUUGACGUCAGGUUACCUCCGGGCCAGAACGGUUCAAACAGGGGCAUUGCCUACAUCGAGUUCAAAUCUGAGGCUGAAGCAGAGAAGAUGUUGGAGGAGGCUCAGGGAGCUGACGUACAGGGGAGAUCCAUCAUGGUUGACUACGUAGGAGAUAAGAGCCAGAAAGGGGCCAAUGUGGCAGCGUCCGGAGCAGCCAGUAAAACACUUGUUGUGAAUAAUCUCUCCUUCACUGCCACGGAGGAAGCCCUGCAAGCCACAUUUGAGAAGGCUGUCUCUAUUAGAAUUCCACAGAGAGACGGCAGACCAAAAGGUUUUGCUUUUGUAGAGUUUGAAAGCACAGAGGAUGCUAAGGACGCUCUUGAAAACCUCAACAACACAGAUAUUGAGGGCCGCUCGAUCCGACUGGAGUACAGCCAGAACAGUGGCAGAGACGGGGGCAGAGGAAACUCGGGUCCAACUAAAACCCUCUUCGUCAAGGGUCUCUCUGAGGACACAACAGAUCAGACCCUCAGGGAUGCGUUCGAGGGUGCCGCAGCAGCCAGGAUAGUCACAGACAGAGAAACGGGGUCGUCAAAGUGCUUUGGCUUUGUGGACUUUCACAAUGAGGAUGACUGCAAGGCAGCCAAAGAAGCCAUGGAGGAAGGAGAGAUUGAUGGCAGCAAAGUGACCCUGGACUACGCAAAGCCCAAGGGUGAAGGCGGCUUCCGUGGAGGGCGAGGUGGUGGUGGAUUUGGCGGCCGUGGUGGCAGAGGAGGUCGUGGCGGCUUCGGCGGCGGCAGCUUUGGUGGAGGCGGCUUCGGCGGCCGUGGUGGUGGCAGAGGAAGGGGAGGCCCACGUGGAGGUGGACGCGGGCGUGGUGGUGGCGGCUUUGGAGGUGGAAGAGGAGCUGGUGGUGGUGGAUUUGGCAAACCCCAGGGAAAGAAAACCAAGUUUGAUGACUAAAUGAAUAGUCUAUUUUACUUUUGAACGGACUCUGGUUUCAUCACUUUUCAGAGCUUUUGGACAUUCCAGAAAGCGUCAUUGAUAUAUAUUUAACUGUUAAUGGGCAUUUUAGCCCUUUAUUUAGACCCCUCAAACCUUCUCCACCCUUCUGUGCCAGAAUGGUACUUUUUGACCUUCUCAGCUCAAGUGCUUUGUGUGAGUACUGAAUGUCCCGAAUGCAAACCUGCACCUCACCCUCAUUGCUUACUUGCUUUUCUGAAGGAGUAAAAUGGAACGGGUCUGGCAAACAAGUUUGCUGUGAAAAUAUGCUUGUCUUUGUCAGAUACAUUGUGUAAAUUUAAACAGUUUGUAUGAUUUUCAUUUUACCUUUUGUAAAAAAAACAAUACACUUGUAUCCAUAUGUUUUUUUGCUUUUAUUUUGUCCUUUAGUUUGCUUUAGGUGCCAAGUUUUACUGUAAUGUGCAAAGCAUAUUUUGAUAGAAGAUUUGAGUCAGUCAUGAGUUGGGUGUUAAGAAAAUGGCAAGUUGUUCUGUCAUGUUUGUUUGGUGGGGCACAGUCAAUGUCUGAGUCAGAGGAUACAACACCUCUUCUAUGUAACAUAAAAUAUUUGUAGUGCAUUGACUAAUUUUUUUUUUCUUCCCCAUCUGAGAAUCUCAAGAUUUUCACGUGAUUAAAUAAAACCUUGUAGGUGGUGAUUUUUAAA
Molecule: messenger RNA, 2891 nt
Organism: Cottoperca gobio
Lineage: Eukaryota; Metazoa; Chordata; Actinopteri; Perciformes; Bovichtidae
Gene: nucleolin
Product: nucleolin
Exons: 16
Coding region: 140-2188 (682 amino acids)
Molecular function (GO): RNA binding
Source: RefSeq, a predicted model, not a curated record